This is a messenger RNA of Hyaena hyaena (striped hyena), 1823 nucleotides long. It is a transcript of the gene THY1, whose product is annotated as Thy-1 cell surface antigen. Bases 109 to 594 code for a protein of 161 amino acids. The transcript has 4 exons. The record is from RefSeq and is a predicted model, not a curated record. Lineage: Eukaryota; Metazoa; Chordata; Mammalia; Carnivora; Hyaenidae.
CGGGCGCCGGCGGGGUGCUGCAACUGGAGGCGGCGGAGCGUCCGGGCCAGGCUGCAGCGGCGGCUGCGGAGGACUGGAGCCCAGAUCAAGGACUGAGCUCUCUGCACCAUGAACCCCACCAUCGGCAUCGCUGUUCUGCUGACAGUCUUGCAGGUAGCCCGUGGGCAGAAAGUGACCAGCCUGACAGCCUGCCUGGUGGACCAGAGCCUCCGUCUGGACUGCCGCCAUGAGAACUCUACCACCUCGCCCAUCCAGUAUGAGUUCAGCAUAACCCGUGAGAAGAAGAAGCACGUGAUCUUUGGCACUAUGGGGGUGCCUGAGCACUCGUACCGCUCCCGAACCAACUUCACCAGCAAGUACAACAUCAAGGUCCUCUACUUAUCCAGCUUCACCACCAAGGACGAGGGGAUGUACACAUGUGAACUCCAGCUCUCCGGCCAGCCUACUACCACCUCCAGCAAGAAUGUCUCUGUGCUCAGAGACAAACUGGUCAAGUGUGAGGGCAUAAGCCUGUUGGCCCAGAACACCUCGUGGCUGUUGCUGCUCUUGCUCUCCCUGCCUCUCCUGCAGGCCAUGGACUUCAUCUCCCUGUGACUGGCUGGGCAGGAAGCCACAAGGCCCAGUCCAGAGACCCUACUUCUUGGAGUUGGCUGACCUCCCCCCUCAAUCCCUCACACACCCCGGGGAGAAAUGGGGACCCCACCCCUCACAAAGAACCCCAGUGCCGCAUGCCAUUAUCUACCCAUCACCCCGCCCCACUGCCGCUCACACCCUCCCCGCACGCCACUGGCUGUCUUUUUUUGGGUUGGUUUUUUGUUGUUGUUUUUUUACUCUUUGUUCCAGAGUUGCUUCUAUCUGGUUUAUCCUUCCUUUACUUUGGGAGUUUGUGAAAAGGGAAGCCAGGGUUGGGGUGUGAUGGACGGUGAGGGCAUGGGAGGGGUAGAAGGAUGGAGGGGUGCCAGUCCCUAGGGGGGAGGGGUCAUCCUUGCCCACCAGGACCAGAGGCCCCGGAGAGACCUGGAUGAGGAGAAGGAUGGGGUGCAUCUGGGCCUGGCACAUCCCCCAGCAGGCAGGAAGGGUGCCCGAAGACCCCGGAUGUGAGGGCACCGCCAAGCAUCUGGGGCCCAUCCCAAGAGGAGAGAAUGAGCAUGUCCAGGAGCACCCUCUGCUACAGCAAGAAGCCAUCUGUUUUCCACUGCCAAGGUGCCCUCGGGACCUCAGGCCUGGUGCGAAAACGCAGGUUCUGCCCGGGAGAAAUGCUAAUGGAGGGUUGGAGAAGGCGUAGAAGAGAGGGUCCAUCGGGCCUCUCUAACCUGAUGAAACUAAAACUGAGAGCCUGCUGUUGCUCACCACCUCAAGCAGUGGUUGAAAGGGCGGCAGAGGACAGGAGUCCUCCCAGCCUGGCCCAAGCUCUUAAGAGCUUCCAGAACUCUGACCUGCAAGGCAGUGAGUCGGGCCAGGUAGAGCCCCAGAGCGGAGCAGACGUUGGCCCAAGUGUUUGCGAGGCUCUUCCUUCCCUCCCCAGUCAGCUCCAGCCCCUCCCUCUGCUGGCCAGUGGACAAGCCUUGAGACCACCCUCUGCCCCACAGGCCUGCCCUCUCAGGGACCUGGCCUGGGGGCAGGAGGGGGGGGUGGUGUCUGAGGCAGCCCGUGCAUUGAGACCCAUAAGCGGGACAUGCCUCGAGCGAUGGCUUUUCCCAACACCCAGCUCCCCAGCCGCCGCUGUGCCCUGUCCUGUGACUGUGUGCCCUGCCACCACAGCUUAUUGUAACUCACUGAGGAAAAAGAAAACCGUAUAAUAAAACCAAGGCUCUGGAAUCCGU